CAUCGCAUCACGCAUCUUUUCCACUGCUUUUCGCUUUUGCUCUCACACAGUCUUCAUCCAACAUCCCAUCAACACAUCAUCAUCAGCAUCAUCAUUAUCAUCGCAUCAUCACACAACAUGCCUUCAACCAUCGCAUCCUCACAGUGCAACAAGACCUUCAAGUGGGCAUCACAGCAACGCGUCAAAUCAGGUCGCGUGCACAAGCGCACGGGCUCCAAUGCAUCCUCCUCCUCCUCCCGCGCCUCUUCCACCCUCUCCAAGAAACCAGCCUCAUCCGCAACCAAUGAAAUUGCCCGCUUAGAGUCCGAAAUCACCUUCACAUACGACGCCUUUGCCACCGUCUCCGUCAUGUUUGACAGUCUCCAGCACGCCUAUGCAAGCAGCAAGGCCGAGAUGGACCGAGCACGCAGUGAAACCCGACUCUCCGAAAAGGAAAAAGAGUUGUUGGCCGCCUACGACGAUCUUGGUUUGCAGGUCGUGCACUUGGAACGCCAUGUCGUCAAGCUCGAAAAACGAUUGGCUGAACUCCGAUCCGCAUCACCUGCUCCAACUCCGGCUUCUGUUCCUGCUCAGCCACAACAACCACAACCACAAGCACAAGCACCCGUUUUCGUUGAAGAAAAAGAAGAAGAAGCAGCAAAGUCUGCCGCCAUUGCUUUUGACAUGAUGACCACACCCGAUCUGGCUAUGCCUUCACCUACCGGCUCUCCCAUUCGCCUGUGCUAUCCCCCUUCAACCGACUACUUUAGCGACGACGUCAACAGCUUCUACCCCUCGCCACCAGUCAGCAACCAGCCCACACCCUACGUCGUACAAGACCCUUCGCUCUUUUGCGACUUUGCCAUGGUUCCUCCACAGCAGCCAUCACAGCAACAGCAGCAGCAGCAGCAAUACGUUCCUAUGGACAACUUUGUCUCGAUGGCAACUGUCGUCAAUGACCCAUACUACUACAACACCAACGUAGCUGCUCCUGGCUGGCCCAUGCAACAAUUCUAAGCGUCUCCAUUACUUUAUGCAUUCAUUUCAUAUCCCAAUUUUUAUAUGCAGCAUCAUUCCUCCAUCUUUUCUUUUAAGCACAUAGCCCCCCUUCCCACCAUAACCAUCAUCUUCAUCUUCAUUUCUCAUCAUCACGCAUUCUACAUAUAACAUCCUCCUCCAAGAUACCCUACUUAAUUUCAUAGUUUGUCUAAAAUUGUACAAAAAGUUUUAUUUCCCUUUAUGCAGAUAUACCCCGCAUUUGAUUCUAUUUCCAAUAAUUAAAAAUCAACAAAAAAAAGUUUGACAAUUGC
Zychaea mexicana is the source of this 1289-nucleotide messenger RNA. RefSeq lists its product as uncharacterized. The transcript has a single exon. The coding region runs from base 118 to 996 and encodes 292 amino acids. Lineage: Eukaryota; Fungi; Mucoromycota; Mucoromycetes; Mucorales; Lichtheimiaceae. The record is from RefSeq and is a predicted model, not a curated record.